AUGCAAGAACACAAUCAGUCAUCUGUGACCGAAUUCAUCCUCCUGGGUUUCUCUCCCAGUCCCAGGACCACUCCUCUGCUCUUCUCUGCCUUCCUGAUCACCUACCUGUUGAUUAUCCUGGGAAAUGGCUUGAUCACCACCCUUAUCUGCCUGGAUUCACAUCUCCACACACCCAUGUACUUCUUUAUAGGCUUUCUUUCCAUGUUGGAUCUGGGAUACACCACUACAACUGUUCCCCAGAUGUUGGUACAUCUGGCCAGCCAGAAGAAGACCAUUUCAUUUGCCAGCUGUGUGACCCAAAUGUAUAUUUUCUUAGUGCUGGGUAUCACUGAGUCCUGGCUUUUUGCCAUCAUGUCUAUAGACAGAUAUGUGGCCAUCUGUCACCCACUGAGGUACAAAGUCAUCAUGAGUCCAUGCCUAUGUGGGCUAAUGGCCAUCUUCUGUGGUCUCUGGGGAGUCAUUUCUGCUCUUGUCUAUACUUUCUUUGCCAUGCGUCUGCCCUACUGUGGCCCCAACAAGGUUAACCACUUCUUCUGUGAAGUCCCUGCAGUCCUGAAGCUGGCCUGUGCAGACACCUCAGUCAAUGACCGAGUUGACUUCAUUCUUGGCUUUAGUGUCAUCCUGGUCCCACUUUCCAUCAUACUUGUCAUCUACAUCAAUAUUUUCAUUGCUAUUUUAAGGAUUCGUUCAGCUCAGGGGCGACUCAAGGCCUUCUCUACCUGUGUCUCCCAUAUCACUGUCGUCACUAUGUUCUGUGUACCUGCCAUGGUCAUGUACAUGAGGCCUGGCUCUAUGGCCUCCCCGGAAGAGGACAAAAAGCUGGCUCUGUUCUACAAUGUCAUUUCUGCUUUUCUUAACCCCAUCAUCUACAGCCUCCGGAAUAAGGAUGUGAAACAGGCUUUCCUCAAGGUAAUAGGCAGGGGCAGGACCUCAGAAUGA
This is a messenger RNA of Elephantulus edwardii (Cape elephant shrew), 939 nucleotides long. RefSeq names its product olfactory receptor 2A12-like. Gene Ontology annotation, biological process: G protein-coupled receptor signaling pathway. The record is from RefSeq and is a predicted model, not a curated record. The transcript has a single exon. Gene Ontology annotation, molecular function: G protein-coupled receptor activity; olfactory receptor activity. Bases 1 to 939 code for a protein of 312 amino acids. Gene Ontology annotation, cellular component: membrane. NCBI's taxonomy places the organism in Eukaryota, Metazoa, Chordata, Mammalia, Macroscelidea, Macroscelididae.